Hyaloscypha bicolor E is the source of this 1287-nucleotide messenger RNA. Its product is annotated as 3-oxoacyl-synth. Bases 1 to 1287 code for a protein of 428 amino acids. Lineage: Eukaryota; Fungi; Ascomycota; Leotiomycetes; Helotiales; Hyaloscyphaceae. The record is from RefSeq and is a predicted model, not a curated record. Gene Ontology annotation, molecular function: 3-oxoacyl-[acyl-carrier-protein] synthase activity. The transcript is spliced from 3 exons. Gene Ontology annotation, biological process: fatty acid biosynthetic process.
AUGCGACGCGUGGUAGUGACGGGCCUCGGUGCCAUUACACCCCUCGGCGUGGGCAUCCGGCAUACCUGGAAACGCCUGCUGGCCAGUGAGAGCGGCCUGGGGAGCGUUGCCCACCUCGAGCCGGCUCCAAGAUGGCGGGAACUGCCCAGCACCGUUGCUGGGAUCGUGCCACAGGGUAGCAAGGCGGAGGGCAAGUGGCAAGCCUCGGACUGGCUGGAUAAGGGGGAUGAACGGCGUAUGGCGAAGUUCACCCAGUAUGCAAUUGCUGCGACGGAGAUGGCCUUGGUGGAUGCCGGUUGGCGCCCACAUACACAAGAGGAUAGGGAUACCACUGGCGUUUGUUUGGGCAGUGGCAUAGGGAAUCUGGAGGAGCUCUAUAAUACCAGCAUAGCCUAUGACAGAACAGGUUACAAGAAGGUCUCUCCCCUUUUCGUCCCCCAACUCCUUAUCAACCUAGGUGCUGGUUAUAUUUCGAUGAAGUAUGGCUUGCAAGGGCCAAACCAUGCCGUCACAACAGCCUGCACAACCGGGGCUCACGCAAUUGGCGAUGCCUCACGGUUUAUUGCCUUUGGAGAUGCGGACGUCAUGAUAGCCGGCGGAUCGGAAUCUUGCAUCCACCCCCUUGCUCUCGCUGGAUUUGCAAGAUCUCGUUCGCUUGCAACGGCCUACAAUCAUGAACCCACCUCUUCCUCCCGCCCAUUCGAUAAAGACAGGUGCGGCUUCGUGAUCGCCGAGGGGGCAGGUGUCGUCAUCCUGGAGGAGCUGGGGCAUGCCAAAGCUCGGGGUGCUGAUAUCUACGCCGAAGUUCGAGGAUAUGGAUGUAGUGGGGAUGCAUACCAUGUCACGGCGCCGAGGGAAGAUGGGGGCGGGGCACUGCUCGCAAUGAAAAGGGCCUUGCAGAAUGCUGGCUUGCGACCAAAAGAAAUCGACUACAUCAAUGCCCACGCCACAAGCACACCACUUGGAGAUGCGGCUGAGAAUGCCGCCAUUACAGAGUUAAUGCUUGGUGAGGACGGCGUCCAGAAGGGGAGCCAGAUAUCUAUCAGUAGCACGAAAGGUGCAAUUGGCCAUCUACUCGGAGCGGCGGGAGCCGUCGAAGCAAUAUUUUCAAUACUGGCAAUCAAAGAGAACGUCAUGCCACCGACGCUCAAUCUCCACAACAUCAGUGACGGGUUCCACUGCAACUACGUUCCUCUCUCUGCACAACAGAAAGAAGUCAAUGUAGCUGUGUCAAAUAGCUUUGGCUUUGGAGGUACCAAUGCUUCGUUAGCAUUCUCGAAAUAUUGA